CUGGUAUAGGACGUGAAUUCUCGUCUUCGGUCGGCGCUCGCCCACGGCGGUCAAAGCUGUAUCCGACCCGCGUCGCCUAUCUUAACCUGCGCGAGCAUGUCCUUUGUCAAGUCCCUCGUGCGCCAGUUCAGCGGCGCCUCUAGCUCAAUUGAGACGGUCGAGCAAAUGCUCGAAAAGGAGCGCCAACAGCGACGCGACGAGCUUGAGCAGGCCAAACAAACGCGCGCCGCCAACGCCAUGUACCAAAGCGCAGGUCUCUCACUUCAAGACACGCUUCUGCGGUCGGCGCAGCAGCAGCUCACGCGGCUUCCCUCCCAUGGCUCGGAGCGCUCCUUUGCAUCCACGCGCCGGUCGCGAGAGAGCUCGUUCGAGAUCAUCGACAUGUCUCGCGAAGGCUCGUUCCACGAAAUCAACGCGGCAGACAUGCCCCACGAUGAGUUUGUGGAUGUCGGUGCGCCCUCUGCCCGCCGCUUGCGAGAGCUAUCGUGCAUGCAAGCCGAAGACAUCAACGUCGACGCAACGGUCGCGUGUCUGGUUCAACACCUGGUGACGGACGCGCGGCUGUCCUCGCUCGCUGCUCGCUACUCGUCCGAGUGGAUCGAAGCCGCCUUGCAACGCGUCUCCGAGCCGGUGCCAGCCAUGUACAUUCGCUAUCGCAAAGUCGAGCCGGUCGUUGUCAAGGCCGUAGAGAGCGCUGCCGUGCACGAGUACAUCGUUCAAGGCUUGCGAUCGGCUGUGACGGCGCGGAUCGAGGGCGUCGCCAUGGACGCCAACGAUGUCGCCGCCCCACAAUCGGAGAAAGAAGCCAUGGCCCAGCACGACGUUGAUGUUGCGCCGGAACGCAACGAGAUGGAAGCGAUGGCCAAGCACGACGUCAACGUGGCGGCGGCCAACGAUGAGCAAGACGGUAUGGCGCAGCACGACGUGGAUGCGCCGCAACUUCUCAUGGAAGCGCCACACGGGUCCUUCCAGGAUCUUGACGUAUUGUCGGUCACUCUGACAGCCCUCGAGCGCGCCCGGUCCAUGGCGAUGCGGCUCCACGAUGUCAACGUUCCGUCACCGGUCCCCAUUGUCACUUUUGCUAUCGAGGUGGCGCCGGCAGCACUGACGAUGCCAGAGCAAGACGCCGCGGUCAAGACGCGGGACAGCGCCCGAGCCGCCGAGGAACUUGCUGCAUUCUACGCCAACCGCAAGCAAGCGCGGCAAGCGCGGUCGCUCCAGAACCGCUCGGACGAAACGCGCAAGAUGAUGGCAAUGGAAGACAAGGCGAGCUGGGGCAAGGUGCUGCAACUGAUCGACAGCCCCACCCACGAUUCGACGUACGCCUCGGUGCCCGCGCCCAUGUCGCGCAUGUUCAACAUGCUCAAAGGCUACGCGGCGUGAAACGAGCGUCCUCGUUGUCGCGUGUGUAUUUUGUACAAUAGACUUACUUCUGCCUAACAAAGUCAUUUGAUUUCGAAAACUAG
Molecule: messenger RNA, 1466 nt
Organism: Saprolegnia parasitica CBS 223.65
Lineage: Eukaryota; Oomycota; Saprolegniomycetes; Saprolegniales; Saprolegniaceae
Exons: 6
Coding region: 97-1383 (428 amino acids)
Source: RefSeq, a predicted model, not a curated record